CUGGUCACAUGACCUCUCACCGUUCACUACUGUAGGGAAUCGUUUUCUCAAGCUGUUUAGCGCUAGAAGAAGUUUGUCCCUUCCACGACGCUGUACCCCGGAAGUUCCCCUGAAAACUGUCGCCGCUGUAUUCCCUACAGCUGUUUCCUGGAGAUUAGUGCUGCCUGACAGCAGAGCCAUGAAGGUCGGUUCGGCGGUUCUGGCCUGCUGCUGCCUUGUCAUCCAGGUGCUUGGCCUUGCUCUCUUUCUGCGCGGCUUUUUCCCAGUCCCUGUGCGAUCUCAGGCCAGGAAAAGCAGCUUGUCUGAGAUCCCAGCAGAACCCUGGGCAGGGAAAACAUCUAACUGGACGCAACUUCCCCAUCCCCUGUUUAAGAGAGUUGUCAUUCUUCUCAUAGAUGCUUUGAGACAGGACUUUGUAUUUGGUGUUAAAGGAAAAGAGCACAUGCCUUACAUAACACAACUUAUAGAAAAGGGGUCAACCCUCAGCUUUAUUGCAGAGGCCACAGCUCCAACUGUUACAAUGCCUCGCAUUAAGGCAUUGAUGACUGGCAGCAUACCUGGCUUUAUUGACAUUGUAGUCAAUCUCAACUCACAUGAACUACUGGAAGACAACUUGAUAUGGCAGGCAAAGCAAGCUAGAAAAAGAAUAGUGUUUUAUGGUGACGACACCUGGAUAAAACUUUUUCCAAAGCAUUUUGUGGAGUAUGAUGGGACAACAUCAUUCUUUGUUUCAGACUUUACUGAGGUUGAUAAUAAUGUUACCAGGCAUUUAGAUGAUGUUUUAAAGAGGAAUGAUUGGGAUAUGCUGGUACUUCACUAUCUUGGAUUAGAUCACAUUGGGCAUUUGACUGGACCCCACAGCCAUUUAAUUGGACCAAAGCUUUAUGAAAUGGACCUUGUCUUGAAAAAGAUUCACUCUGCUCUGAUAUCAAACGAUGAUAUGUCGCUCCCAAGUUUAAUUGUUGUAUGCGGUGAUCAUGGAAUGUCUGAAGCAGGAAGUCAUGGAGGAUCAUCUGAUGAGGAAGUGCAGACCCCGCUUGUGUUAAUAAGUUCAGCGUUUCAAAACAAAGCAGGUACAUUUAAAGAACCUGAGAUGAUUCAGCAAACCGACUUGGCACCGACUCUAGCAGUGGGUCUUGGACUGCCAAUUUCCAAGAGCAGCUUAGGAAUGCUUCUACCAGCAGUAGUAGAACACGUGACCAUUAGAGAACAAUUGCGGUUUUUCCAUUUAAAUGGUUAUCAGCUAUGUAAACUCCUGAAAGAGAAUCUGAAGGCUUAUGAAAAAGAUGAAGGUGUAGAACAAUUUAAGAAGGCAGAAAAGUUGCAUGCAAAUUGGAUUAAGCUAUACCUGGAAGGGAAUACUUCAGAAGUCCUCACUAACCUUGGCAGAAAGCUUAUCAAACAGUACUUAAAGGCCCUGCAGAAGCUGAGCGCCUCCUUAAGUAAACAGGUGGCAGAGUAUGACAUCUACUCCAUGACAGUUGGAGCCAUCAUAACUUUAGAGAUGUUCUUCCUUCUUAUACUCAGCAUCCCAAGUGCUUUGAGCAGCAAGGCCGAGUUUGAUUUGCCUCUAUCGUCGCCAGUCUUCUCACUAUUCUUUUAUAUGACAUGUCUUGUGCUGGCUGCCGUCCAUGUCAUUGUAUGUACAUCAACUGAGAACAUGUGCUUCUUCUGUAGCAUAUCAUGGAUGAUGGCGAUGGGCAUUAUGGUAUUCAUUUCAGCAGUACUCUGUAUUCUUCUAUCAGUUUUAGGAAAAUUGAUUUUGAAACCUAAACCAUCUCAUGAGAAACCAAACUCCAGCAUGUCAACAUGGUCAGAACUAGACCUUCUUCUACUGGUGGGGACACUUGGCCAUGUUUUAAGUAUGGGGGCAAGUAGCUUUAUUGAGGAGGAACAUCAGUCCUGGUAUUUCCUUGUCAACACUUUGUGUUUGGCUUUAUCUCAAGAAAUGUGCAGGAAAUAUUUUCUUGUAAGAAAACGAAAUAGAAUGAACUCUACAGACUUAGACCAUGGUGCACAAGGAGAUGUCUACAUUAAUGAAGUCUAUGAUGCACACAAAAAGGAGUUAAGAGAAGAAAGGGUAUCAAUUUUAGAACGUUUUAUUAAAGACAAUGAAAAAUGGAUUGCGCUGACAAGUCCUGGCGCUAUCCUUAUAUGUUGUCGAUUAUUACGUCCCUUGAAUCAGACUGGAAUUCAGUGGAUACAUCGAUCAGAUUUUGGACACUGGUUGACAAACUCUGAACACAAAGCUGAACUGUCAUUUUUGGUAGGAAUCUGCUUAGUGAUGAUCUUUAUUUUAAUUCAAGGAAAAUGCUCUUUAGUGUCUAAAGUAGCACUGCUGUUUGGAUUGCUGGGGGUUUACUGUUACAGAGCCGCCAUAGGCCAUGUUUUGUAUCCAUGGCAACAAAACGCUAAAGAUCUGACAAAAGGAAUCACAGAAGCUCGAUUCGUCUACAUAUUUGUACUUGGGAUUCUUAUUACUGGAAUAAAAGACUUGGUGAAAUCUCAUGUCAUGGGCAUAGAUCCUAAAGCAAAGACUAUGGGAUUAUGGGAAGUAUACAGUGGACUGAUUCUUCUUGCAGCACUUUUGUUUCGACCACACAACCUUGUGGUUUUGGUGUUAUGCCUCCUCAUUCAGAUGAUUUUAACAACGUUCAUCUGGAGAAUCCUGAAGUAUGAUGCAGCUCAGAUCACUAUAAUGCACUAUUGGUUUGGACAAGCUUUUUUCUUUUUUCAGGGAAACUCCAACACCAUAAGUACAGUGGAUAUUUCGGCUGGUUUUGUUGGUCUUGAGGGUUAUGUUGAGAUACCAGCUAUUUUCCUUACUGCCUUUGUGACCUACAGUGGGCCUUUUCUUUGGUCCAUGCACUUGUUGUGCUAUCUGAGUGGGGAAGUCAACAGGACUUCUACAGCUGUGGCACAUGGAUGUUACUGCUAUGCCAUCAUCCGUUCGCUUCCAGUGACUGUUUACAUUCUUCUGAUAACGGGUCUCCGUUACCAUUUGUUCAUCUGGAGUGUCUUUUCUCCUAAGCUGCUUUAUGAAGUGAUACAUGUAGUCAUCUCAGCUGGGGUUUGUGUGAUGUUUACUGUUGCAGAUAAGAACCAUGUAGCAAAAAGUGAACUAUGAGUAGUGUUACAGUAAUGUUUUCCGAGAUCUUAAUACUGAUGACCCAUCCCCAGGAUAGGUCAUCACUAUCUGAUCA
Messenger RNA from Bufo bufo (common toad), 3203 nucleotides. RefSeq names its product phosphatidylinositol glycan anchor biosynthesis class G (gene PIGG). The transcript has 13 exons. NCBI's taxonomy places the organism in Eukaryota, Metazoa, Chordata, Amphibia, Anura, Bufonidae. The record is from RefSeq and is a predicted model, not a curated record. Gene Ontology annotation, cellular component: endoplasmic reticulum membrane. The coding region runs from base 179 to 3127 and encodes 982 amino acids. Gene Ontology annotation, biological process: GPI anchor biosynthetic process.